AUUUAAUAUUGUGUUGAAAUCGAAAGGAUCCACCUAAAUCCUGAAAAUGAGUAAAACAAUUUCAAUAAUACUUAAAUUACUUUUAUUUUCAUCAAUUUGUAACUCACAAUCGUAUUCGAAACAUCCACAGCGUCGAGAAAUUAACUUAGAAUGUGGUGUUGUCGACGAGGAGAACUCUUCAAAACAAUCCGAUUUAUUACCUUGGGAUGUUUUUUUUACAAAAAAUGGUUUAACAGAAUGUUUAGGGAGUUUAAUUUCUCCAAAACAUGUUUUAACUGUUGCACAUUGUUUUGCUGAAGAUGAAACUGACGGUAUAGAUCUGAAUAUUUUUAAAGUUGUUAUUAAUCCUUUUGGAAAUAAACAAAUCAGAGAUAUUGAAAAAGUCUCUAUUCACGAAAAUUAUCGUCCAGAAAAACAACAUUAUCUCUCUGACAUUGCCAUUGCUACUGUACGAAAUUUUGGGAAUAAUUUACAAAUUAGACCUGCUUGUUUUGUUGAUGAUAAAAAUGGUUUACUGAAAGGCGAUGUGGGAGCAACCUAUGGGGUCAUAGACUAUACAAACAUAUUCCAAAUAGAUCUAUGGAAGAAUAUUCCUAAAUCAUUUUUUGUGGUGGUUCAUGAUGAAAAAAGUUGUGAAGAUCAAUCUCCACGGGACACUUUUGAACUACUUCGUUCUCCAGAUAAAUUCUGUACAACGUCUCAAUCGAAAAAAAUGUGUGGAAUUGAUGGAAGUGGGUUUUAUAAAAGAGUUGGCGAUAAAUACUAUUUAGGAGGUGUUCUAGUUACUGCACAAAUAAAUCCCACUAAACCAAUAUGUGAUGGUGGAGUACCUACGUUUUUCACAAAUAUUUCACCAUACUUCAGUUGGAUAAAAGGCAUUAUAAGUAAUUAAUAGAAUUCAUGAAAAAUAUUACAUAAAAGUUUUAUUUGUUAAAAUUAGUUGCGUUUUGAAAUAAGAGAUGUCGCUAAUAAAUACUUCAAAUUUCAAA
Messenger RNA from Onthophagus taurus, 989 nucleotides. RefSeq names its product venom prothrombin activator notecarin-D2-like. Gene Ontology annotation, biological process: proteolysis. The record is from RefSeq and is a predicted model, not a curated record. NCBI's taxonomy places the organism in Eukaryota, Metazoa, Arthropoda, Insecta, Coleoptera, Scarabaeidae. Gene Ontology annotation, molecular function: serine-type endopeptidase activity.